This is a messenger RNA of Phacochoerus africanus (Common warthog), 2842 nucleotides long. RefSeq names its product testis expressed 29 (gene TEX29). The record is from RefSeq and is a predicted model, not a curated record. The transcript has 3 exons. Lineage: Eukaryota; Metazoa; Chordata; Mammalia; Artiodactyla; Suidae. Bases 1543 to 2124 code for a protein of 193 amino acids.
GCUGUGGGGUGGCCAAAAAAUAAAAAAAAUCUAAAAAGCGAAGGACAAAAAGUACUUGCACAUAUAAACAUAUAGACGAUUGAAAACUCACUCAUUGACUGAGCAUGCGUCUUCAGCGGGACGUCGCUCAUACGUACAUUCUGAUUUCUUCCAUGAACCAGGUCCCCAAAUCACCCUCAGAGACACACCCCCCUGCGACUCAAGAAUUGGAGGGUCGCCCUCGUGUCCCUUCCAAGCUCCGGGGUCACUCUUCGUCGUGUGCUUUUUAAAACAUGCUGCGGUGCUGUGCCAGUCUCUGCUGUGCGGGAGAGCUGCGCGUUCACGCUUCCGCUUGGCUUCCCUCGAAGUCAUGAGCUUCAUUUCAGGUGCGCCUCGUGCCCAGGCCCUGGAACCCCCUGUAUUUAUCUGUCACUGUGGGACAUGUUAUCCAAAGCGUAGCAGUUAAAACAACAGCUGAGGGGCUUAGCUGCGUGGCUUGGGCGCGGGGGACCCGUGAGACUGGAGCCAAGCUGUCGGGAGGCUGUGGGCGUCUGAGGGCUGGCCUGGGGCCCGCCGGUCGCAUCAGCGUCAGCGCUGACCUUGGUAGGAGGCAUCUCGUACCAAGGUCAACUCGCGGGUCCUCGUGGCGGGAGACGGUCUUCCCUGGAGUGAGCAAGAUUUGGGGGUCCUGUCCCCACACCAUGCCCCUGGUUCAGAGGUUGGCCCCGUGCACUGCGGGGGCGUCUACACCGCGGCGUAAAUACCAGGAGGUGAGAGUGACCUGGAGAUUCGCGGGUGAACCCAGGGAAACACUCUUCCACGAGAGGCAUCCCUGAGAGAAACCAGCCCGAUGCUGAGAGGAAACUUCCAGCGAUUUCUGAAUCCGGUCACCGCCAGCGGGGUGGAGGCUGUGUCUCAGCCUCUCCCUGCGGGCUCCCGAUCGUGGCGCGCCUGCUGUAUACGCCGUCACUGCUCCCGGAGCUCCAGCACUUUAAGGAAAGCGAGCCUCUGUGUUCCGCCCCCAGCGCUUUGGCUCCAACCCCUUGCAGCUUUGUGACUCCAGCCCCACAUCCCCGACCCGGCGGCCUCCCUGCGUCCGGAGCCCGGGCAGUGGACACAGGUCCCGGGAGGCAGCUUUCUCUGCGAGCAUCCGUACCUGCUGUUGUGGGCUGGAUGCGUCCCCUGACAGGUGCUGCAGUCCCAGCCUCUGGAGCCCAUGGCUGUGACCUUAUUUGGAUCAGGGUCUUUGCUGAUGUGGUGACUUAGGAUGAGGUGGUGCAGGAGUGGGUGGCCCUCACCCGGUAUGACUGCUGUCCUGUGAGAAGAGACACAGACCCAGGAGAAGGCCACCCAAAGCCCGCGGCACAGGGACGGUGGCCAUGCGAUGACGGAGCCAGAGACACGGUGUUGCAUCUGCUGGGCAAGGGAAGCCUGAAACCGCGGCAGCCGCAGAAGCUGGAAGAAGCAAGGACGGCUCCCCCUGCCCAACCCCCCAGGCCUACGGAGGAAGCACGGCUCCGCCUACACCUGGGUCUUGACUUCGGGCCUCCAGAACGCGAGACAAUGCCUUGCAGCUGGUUUCAGCUGCCCGUUGUGGUGCGGCCUCCGUCACCUGGGUGGCAGCCGGGGACGCUGUUGCACAAGCCAAGAACAUCCCGUCCGAGGGUGUCCUUCCUGGUUCAGAGGGGGGAGGAGGUGAGGGAAUUGGAGCAAGUCCGUCGCUGGAGGCUGUGCCCAGAGCCCAGCGAUGGUGACAGGGAUGUGGUGACGGCCGGCAGGCACCCAGGCAGGACCUCCUCGAGGCCCCGUGCUGCCUACGUGCAGUUCUUCUCCGUCUUGAUCGUGCUCGUCGCCGGGGCCUUGGUCAUCACCAUUAUUUACAGAGUCAUCCAAGAGAGCCGGAGAGAGAAGGAGGUCCCCACGGAGAUUCCUCUGUCGUCCAAGCCCAGCGCUAAAUCUGAGCCCGCGCCCCCGGGCGAGCAGCCUGCGACGGCGUCGGCGGCGUCCAAGGUCUCCAGCUCCGAGCCGGAGAUGCCCUUGGAGGGAGAGGAGGACGGUAAGGCGGCGGGCCGGCCGCUGUCCACCCCCGGACCGCCCGGAGAGACCCCGGCGCCGGUUCACCCUCCCCCAAGCCGUGCUUCUUAGUUUGGACGGAAGUCUGAUCGUCCGACAGGGCGGGAGGGGGGCUGGGGGGCGGCUCUGCUCGCAGCGGGUUUUCCUGUCCUCGUCCACAGGCAGCUUUCCUCCCAGACACCGCCUCCCGCCUUUCUGUCCCCUCUGUGGGCGGCCGGUGCAGGGGUGUGGGCGGUGGGGUGGGGCGCCCGGGUUUCCAGGAAGCCUGUCUUGUCGCCCACCCUCGUGGGCGGCCUUGGCCGGAGCCUGGCAAGUGGGUGAUGUUACCCACGUCACCCGGCCUGCCCGUUCUGGGAUAGCAAGCGGCCUGCCCAGAUGUCGGAUGGGGCCCCCAACACACGUGCGGCCCGGUGCCCGCCUUCUCAGGGUGCUCCCUGCGGGUGGGUGUGGCCACGCCCUCCCAGGAGCGAGUGGGUGGCUCAAGGCAGCGAGGCCACCCACCACGCUCGCUUUCCGUAAAUCACAGGAAGUCUGUAGCCAAGUUCACGGGCCUUGAAGAAACUCCCUCGGGACUGCUGGCAUUUCAAUCAAAACGCCACUUGUUCUUGCUCUGUUUUAAACCCAGUAACACUGACAUUUGCAGAUGAGGAAGAAACUGAGGAUUGAGGGGCGAGACGGCGACUGGGUGCAAGGUGGCAGAAAUCUCCGAAGAGGCACAGCUGGCCACAGCUGUUGAGAUGUGUGAUGGAAUGACUGCCCAUGGGAAAAAAUAAAGGUAUUUUGAAUGCUU